Tribolium castaneum (red flour beetle) is the source of this 1859-nucleotide messenger RNA. RefSeq names its product Chaperonin containing TCP1 subunit 3 (gene CCT3). Gene Ontology annotation, cellular component: chaperonin-containing T-complex. NCBI's taxonomy places the organism in Eukaryota, Metazoa, Arthropoda, Insecta, Coleoptera, Tenebrionidae. The transcript has 6 exons. Gene Ontology annotation, biological process: protein folding. The record is from RefSeq and is a predicted model, not a curated record. Bases 103 to 1755 code for a protein of 550 amino acids. Gene Ontology annotation, molecular function: ATP binding; ATP-dependent protein folding chaperone; ATP hydrolysis activity.
AAACCCGGCCGGUAACACCGACUUCUACCAAAUCGGCCGAGGUUGUGAAAUUUUGACAGAAGGUUUUGCAUUGUCCCGGUGUUCUUUCAGCAAAAAAGCGAAAUGUUUGGCGGUGGACGUGCCCCAAUUUUGGUUUUAAGUCAAAACACGAAGCGUGAGUCGGGCCGCAAGGUUCAGGUGGAGAACAUAAACGCCGGAAAGCAAAUAGCGGACGUUAUCCGGACAUGUCUGGGCCCACAAGCCAUGCUGAAGAUGCUCAUGGACCCCAUGGGGGGCAUCGUCAUGACAAACGACGGCAAUGCGAUUCUUCGCGAAAUCACUGUCCAGCACCCAGCUGCCAAGAGCAUGAUUGAAAUUGCGAGAACUCAAGAUGAGGAGGUUGGUGAUGGGACCACUUCUGUUAUCGUUCUGGCGGGUGAGAUGUUGGCGGCUGCUGAGCAAUUCUUGCACCAGAAUAUGCACCCGACUGUUAUCAUCAGACAGUAUAAAGAAGCGCUAGAAGACAUGGUGACUAUGUUGGAGGGGCCUUUGAGUGUGCCCGUGGACCGGAACGAUAAAGCGGCCUUGGCUAAUGUCGUGAAAGGUUGUGUAGGAACGAAAUUUAUAGGUCGCUGGUCGGACUUAGCUGUAAAUAUUGCUCUGGACGCUGUUAAUACAGUUCUGUUGGAAGAAAACGGUCGUACGGAGGUUGAUAUUAAGAGAUAUGCCAAGGUGGAGAAGAUUCCGGGAGGAUCGGUUGAGGAGUCUCAAAUUUUAAGGGGGGUUAUGGUCAAUAAGGACGUCACGCAUCCCAAAAUGAGACGAUAUAUUCAGAACCCUCGAAUCAUCCUUUUGGACUGUUCGUUGGAAUACAAAAAGGGCGAAUCUCAAACCAACGUUGAAAUCACUGCCGAAACGGAUUUUACUCGUCUGCUUGAACUGGAGGAAGAGCACGUCCGCCGCCAAUGCGACGACAUCAUCGCCCUCAAACCUGACGUGGUUUUCACCGAAAAAGGCGUUUCUGACUUGGCUCAGCACUUCCUCCUCAAAGCUGGCAUUAGUGCAAUUCGUCGCUUGCGCAAAUCUGACAAUAACCGCAUAGCUCGUGCUUGUGGCGCCACAAUCGUUAAUCGAACAGAAGAAUUACAAGAGUCGGAUGUGGGAACAGGUGCUGGACUAUUCGAAAUCAAAAAAUUGGGCGAUGAGUAUUUUUGUUACAUUACCGAAUGUAAAAACCCAAAAGCUUGUACUAUUCUUCUGCGAGGUGCUAGUAAAGACAUACUUAAUGAAACCGAACGUAAUUUACAAGAUGCGUUACAAGUAGCGCGUAAUAUAAUGUUAUUGCCUCGGUUGGUGCCAGGAGGAGGCGCAAUCGAGAUGGCCGUGGCACAAAAACUGCUGCAGAAAGCAACCCAUGGACCGUACAGGGCUUUAGCGCAUGCGCUUGAGAUAAUUCCGAAGACUUUGGCUCAGAAUUGCGGGGCUAAUACAAUUCGGACUUUGACGGCUUUGAGGGCGAAACAUGCGAACCAUACGGACGUCAAUAGUCCCUGUACGUGGGGGAUAGAUGGGGAGAGUGGAGAGUUGGUAGAACAGACUAGUAAUGGGUUGUGGGAACCACUCGCUGUUAAGUUGCAAACGUACAAAACUGCAGUUGAGACGGCAAUUCUGUUGUUGCGUAUCGAUGAUAUUGUCUCAGGUUCAAAGAAGAAGGGCGAUAAGGAACCGUCGAAACCGGCCGAUUUACAGAAAGAGGAACAACAACAACAUGAAUAAACUAACCAACCGGCGUUUCAUUUCUAAUUUGUAGCUUUGUUUCCGGAUUAAUAUUUAACUUACAAUUGUAUUACACGUUUUGCUAAUAAAGCUAUUUACACUAA